Molecule: messenger RNA, 712 nt
Organism: Tremella mesenterica DSM 1558
Lineage: Eukaryota; Fungi; Basidiomycota; Tremellomycetes; Tremellales; Tremellaceae
Exons: 2
Coding region: 101-475 (124 amino acids)
Source: RefSeq, a predicted model, not a curated record
GAACCUAGCGUACGCCAUCUUGGAUUUUCAGACAAAACGACAAAUUCCUAACAAGGUCUGUGAUGCCAUCGUGGAAGUAUUUGAGAAGGGACGACUGCAUAUGAAGGAGUCGGGAAAUACCGAUCUAGAUGACAGGGUCAAAAAGGACUACGGACCAGGUGUCAUGGACAGCAUGAAAGAAGCUUUGAAGCGAAUCUGGUGCUAUAUGCGAGCGAACAAGUGCCGUUUAGGGAUUUUGUCUACACAAGAGAAUACCCUGGUCUUCUACUCCAUCGACGGUAGACUCCGACUGCUCACAAGACUCAAGUAUGGUCAGCCACAUCCCCUCUACUCGUGCAGAACCCUCUUGACCUUGCUCGUCUCUGUCUCGCUCUUAAACCUCCGCGACUUCGUCCUCCCAGACCCAACGCCCGAACCAGAUAUAUUCGGCGAAUUCGGGAUGCGUCCAUUGAACAGGGGAUAUGAAGACUAUUAAGAAUAAUUCUCACAUAUGUCUCUUGAGUAGGAGUAAAGAAAGAGUGGGGAUGCCCAACGGCGGGUGAAGCAAGAGAUACGCGAUCUUACUACAUUGGACUUGGGAAGUACGAGAGCCGGGUAAGUAGAUAUGUUUUGACUAGGGCCGAAGAUCGAAGAACAGGGAGAAAAGGCGUCAGCUGUGUUUACCCUACCCCAACCAAGACUAUGUCAGUUUGUGAUGCAUGUUUAUCGCUGU